This is a messenger RNA of Pleurotus ostreatus (oyster mushroom), 1680 nucleotides long. RefSeq lists its product as uncharacterized. Gene Ontology annotation, biological process: regulation of DNA-templated transcription. NCBI's taxonomy places the organism in Eukaryota, Fungi, Basidiomycota, Agaricomycetes, Agaricales, Pleurotaceae. The record is from RefSeq and is a predicted model, not a curated record. Bases 1 to 1680 code for a protein of 559 amino acids. The transcript has 10 exons. Gene Ontology annotation, molecular function: histone acetyltransferase activity.
AUGCCAAAGACCCAUGUUGUCCCGGUCACCCCUGACAUACCAACCCACUUUGCAUCAAAGAGCGGCGUUGAAGAACCUGUGCACAUAUUGGCCCGCCGCAGUGAUGAGGUUUAUGUGCACUAUGUCAAUCUAGACAAGAGAAUGGACGAGUGGCUGCCGGGGGACGCGAUACACCGCGCGCACGAAGCACCCCCUUCGCCACCGCCGCGAAAACGAAAGCGAUCCUCGUCUUCACGGCUGGGACGACGAGCUAGUACAAGCCGAUCAUUACCGCUUGACAUCGUACACACGGCGGGAACGUCAGGCACCAUGAACGGACACGAUGCUAAUUCGGGCGGCAGGGAGGCGGCGGUGGAGGAGAUGGUCAUCACGGAAGAAGACUUCGACAUCCGGCACCACAACAAGAUAACCGCGCAAAGAAACUUUGACAAGGUCAAUUUCGGGAUGUGGCAGAUAAAAACAUGGUAUUUCUCCCCGUACCCCCUUACCGAGGUGGAGACAGACGACAUCCCUGUGCUCAACGUGGGCACCAUGUCCCCCUCCACGUCUGCGUCGAAAAUCCACGGGAUCGCGCGCACGUCUGCGCGUUCACACGGACGGACGUCGGACUUGCUGGCCGGGGGACUGCAGAGGUCGCACAUGUCGAGCGAAAAGGCGAUACUGUGGGUGUGUGACAAGUGCUUCAAGUACAUGGCAGAUGGGUCGUCGUGGGAGCUGCACGCGAGGACGUGCGACUGGCGCCAUCCACCGGGCAGAAAGGUGUAUCAGAAAGGGGCGCACACCAUAUGGGAAGUGGACGGGGCGAAGGAUAAGCUAUUUUGCCAAAAUCUUUCGUUGUUCGGAAAACUUUUCAUCGACGUCAAAACUCUUUUCUUUGAUUGUGACAAUUUUCUGUUUUAUAUUUUGACUGAUGCGGCAUCACAACGCGAUCACGUCUUAGGGUUUUUCUCCAAAGAGAAGUUAUCCUACGACGAUUACAAUUUAGCCUGCAUCAUCACAUUUCCACCCUAUCAGCGGCGCGGGUACGGCAUGCUAUUGAUAGAAUUUAGUUACGAACUCUCGCGCCGCGCAGGCAAAGUGGGCACACCCGAGCGGCCCCUUUCUGAUCUCGGUCUUCGCAGCUACCUGACCUACUGGGUUUCUACAGUGAUCCGCUUCCUGCGGCGCUUGCUUUCCGUACUGCCACCAGAGAAAGACAGUGUAGAGGUAACAGGCUCGUUGCCAGAUCUGUCCUCAGUGGCUUCGCCGCCCGACGAAGACGGCGGCUCCACGAUCAAACGUAAGAAGAAAACGAAAGGAUGGGAUGGUGAAGCCGUCGACGAUGCUGUAACCGUGCCAAGUGUUUACGCCGAAGAUUCCCUUACGACCACCAUGCGCACCGUCGUCUUGAAGUCCAAUCCGGAUGGCAGUGCGUCUGUGCAUAUUUACGUGAAAUGCACGCUGGAGGAUAUCGCCCGCGCGACGAAUCUGCGGGUCGAAGACGCUGCGUUUGCGCUCAACGAGUGUGGGUUGCUGGAGAAGGUCAGGAUCGAGCGACGUAAGGCUGUAGAGAUAGACGAAGACCCGGAUAGCGAGGAAGACGUGGAGACGAUUGUGUUGACGCGGGAGAUGGUAGAAACCGUUGCGAGAGAGAGAAGCGUGAAGAGGAUGAUGAUGAAUAUGCGGAACGUCUUGUUGUGA